CUUGAACCAGGCCUUGCCAAUCAGCCCGCCGUUUUCACGGGGCGGCGCCUGGAUCACAGUCUGGGGCUCCGGACAUUCAGACUCCCCGCCAGCCGGUCGAGCCGAUUGUCCCCAUUCUGUCCGUGGUCUGUCCGCAAAACCCAAGCACCACAUUCACGCCGAUCCAACCGUAUUCCCGCUGCUCCCCUUUCUCAUGCUCGAUUAUAUAGGCGUCAAGCCCGUUGUUGAGGGCAGCGCUGCAUUCGUGAGGCAGCACAGCGCCCAACUCCUUGCUGCGACCAUCGUUGCUGCCGGCGUUUGCAUUGCGACUGCUUCGUUCAACGACCGCAAGCGAAUCCCAGGACCCAAGAGCUGGCCUCUCAUCGGCGAGUUCUUGGCUCUGAGCAAGCACAUUGCCAGACGAGAUGUCCACCUCUAUUUUCAUGGGAUCCAGCGAAAAUAUGGGCCCAUCAGUCAGGUGCAGAUCCUGAACCACAUUGAUGUUCUGCUUUCCGAUGCGGACGAGGUCAAGCGAGUCCUCAAAGGCGACGACAACUCGGACUUUGCUCGUUCCAACGACUUCCAGAACUGCAGCAAAGGAAUUGCAUAUUACGCUCUGUUCACGCUUCCAUCGGGCGAUAUAUGGAAACGACACCGCAAAUUCCUACAGCCCAGCUUUGGUCCCGUCCAGCUGCGAGCGGCUGCAGAUGCCACCAACCAAUAUGUGGAACUGAUGAUCGCGAAGCUUGGAGCCCGCGCCAAGGUCAAUGCCCAUCUCGUUACAAACGCCGUUGUCCUCGACGUCAUCGGUGGCAUCGCCUUUUCGAAGGAUCUCGGAAUGACCGCUCGUCUCGAUCACCCCUCUGAACUCGAGGAAGCCUUUCUCCCUUACAAGCACCUGACUCAAGUCAUCAGCGACCGCUUCGAUGUGGCCGAAUGGCUCUGGGACAUUAUUGGCGCUGGACUCCAGGCUGGCAUCAAAGAUUCGCAGCCCGUUAAGGAUUUCACUCGCCAGGCACUUGAAGAGCGUCGAAGCUCCCCCACACCCAGGAUGCACGAGGACCUCAUGGACCGCCUGCUCUUUGUCGAUACGUCUGGAGAGGCAAAAUUCACCGAGGAAGAGAUCAUGGACGAGAUUGUAGGCUUCUUCUUGGCUGGACAUGAUACCACAGCCAAUCUCAUCACAUUUGUUCUCAUCGAGCUUCUGAAGCACCCGCACGUGUGUCAGAAAGCCCGACAAGAGGUUGACGACCUCCUGGGCCAUGAUGGAGUCCCAACUCACGACCAACUCUCGCAGUUCAAGUACAUUGACAUGGUGGUCAAAGAGACCCUUCGCAUGUAUCCACCGGCUCCUCUCAUGUCCCGACGUGCCAUCAGGGACACUCAGAUCCUCGGCUAUCCCGUCAAGCGUGGGACCGACGUCGACUUGGUGAUAUCCCACCUCCAUCGUAACCCCAAGUACUGGACCGAUCCAGAGGAAUAUAUCCCAGAGAGAUGGCUCAGCCCACCCUAUCCAGGAAGUUUCAUCCCCUUUGGUGACGGACCAAUGAACUGCAUUGGACAGAAGAUGGCCAACAUCGAAACAAAGAUAUUUGUGAUUCGUAUUCUGCAAAGAUAUACCUUCAAGAUUCUGGAUCCCAGUCAGCUGCGGGUUGUCUUCUCCAUCACCCAAGGCUACAAGGACGGCGUUGAUGUCCUAUUCGAGGAACGCAAAUAGGGGUUGUGCGAGCGAAAAUACUCAUUGUCCUCGCGAGAACCUUGCGUCCGUAUCAAAACCUACCUUUGCUCAUCCACAUUGGACUUUCAGCAUGUUUUCUUCAAGCCGAGCAGACCAGAGGAACAGCACUAUCGGUCGCCUUCUUUCGGUUGCGCCGGCGCUUUUCCAUCCAUUUUCUCGACAGCCAGAUAUACCCGCGGAAACGGGUAUUUACGGCUUGGUUGCUGGUAGCUGAUACAGCAUUGUCGUAUCCAGAUUCUCUCUGAAUAUAGACAUGAUGUCAGCACGUCGUUGGAACUUGAUCUGCUGCAAGUACGACUCCCACUUGAUAUUGCAAUCAACUGCCACCUGGCUGUCCACAUCCGAGUUACAGCAUCCCCAAUAUCUUGUUCGAGUCCUAUUUGCUGAACACAUCAUAUUGCUGCAUCGAUAACGUAACC
Molecule: messenger RNA, 2136 nt
Organism: Polychytrium aggregatum
Lineage: Eukaryota; Fungi; Chytridiomycota; Chytridiomycetes; Polychytriales
Product: cytochrome P450
Exons: 9
Coding region: 194-1696 (500 amino acids)
Molecular function (GO): monooxygenase activity; heme binding; iron ion binding
Source: RefSeq, a predicted model, not a curated record